AAUGACUCUGUUUGAUGAUGGAACAUUUUCACAUAAGCAUUGGAGAGUUGGUACAUUUUCAUCAUAUAGAUUCUGUAACGACUCAAGAACUCGCUUAAUAACAGGCAACGCUAGUCAGGGUUUGUACCAAAAAUUUGAUAUUUACCUUAUUUCUGUGAUAAGUUUGCGAUUUCAUUGAAUAAUGGACAAACAUAUUCUUACGUGCGUAGAUUGUAAAGAUAGUUCUGGUUACCGAUGGAGUAACUUAUGUAAUGCAUGUGCGGUAAACGUUUUCAACAAGAUUCUGGAAAAUGGAGCAGUGGUAACGAUGAUAUGGACAGGUUUAUUCAAGAUGAGCAGUUACCAAUAAAAUUUGGACUGGAUAAUACAGUGAUACCUUAUGGUAGUUUCUCUGAUAUUGAAUUUAUUGCAGAGGGGAUACAACCGUUACUUAGUUGCUGUUCUGAUACAGGGAAAGCAAUGACUCUGUUUGAUGAUGGAACAUUUUCACAUAAGCAUUGGAGAGUUGAUUCUGGAAAAUGGAGCAGUGGUAACGAUGAUAUGGACAGGUUUAUUCAAGAUGAGCAGUUACCAAUAAAAUUUGGACUGGAUAAUACAGUGAUACCUUAUGGUAGUUUCUCUGAUAUUGAAUUUAUUGCAGAGGGGAUACAACCGUUACUUAGUUGCUGUUCUGAUACGUAA
Rhizophagus irregularis DAOM 181602=DAOM 197198 is the source of this 681-nucleotide messenger RNA. NCBI's taxonomy places the organism in Eukaryota, Fungi, Glomeromycota, Glomeromycetes, Glomerales, Glomeraceae. The record is from RefSeq and is a predicted model, not a curated record.